GUGUUACCCUCUCGAGUGAACGUUGGGGAAUAAAAUGCAAUCCUCGUGUGACAUUUGCCUAGUUCAUUUCGGGGCUGCCUACAUGCUAGCUACCCUGUUUUCUUCUGAGUUAAAUUCCCAACUAAGUUCGAUAGUUAAGGCGUCAUCAUGGAUGUGGACGCAUCUUUUGAGAUCCUUGGCGGCUUCGGCGGGCUGCAAACUCUGAACUUCCUGAUCUUCAUGCUCUGUGGCAAUAUCUCGUCCUGGCACCUGAUGGGAGUGGUUUUCACCACGUCCAUGCCGGAUGAGUACCGGUGCAGCCUGCCUCCCAACGGUACGAGCUUAAGGGAUGGAGAGGGCUACAUCCCAGAGCAGUGCCAGCUGAUUUACGAAGAUGAAGCAGGAGGCGAGAAUGAGACGAUGUCCUGCGUGUACGGCUGGGACUAUUACUCUGCGCAUGGCGAAACUAGUGUGGUAGACGAUCUGGAUCUAGUCUGUGAUCGCGCCAUCUUGGUUGGUACCGUGACCUCCAUCUACUUUGGCGGGAUUCUCGCUGGCGCCUACGUCGCAGGCCAAUUAUCGGAUAUUUAUGGCAGACGCUUGGUUGUCUUUGGUUCGCUUAUUGGUCUCGUGGCAACGGGUGUCGGCCUGAGUUUCAUGUGGAACUUUGCAGGGAUGCUUGCUCUGCGGUUUAUUCACGGAUUUUUCCUUCCAGGUACUAUGUUUUUGGUGUACAUCCGUUUGAUUGAGAUGCUCACACCACGUAAUCGUUUGACUGGUCAACUCGUGUUUGACAUGAUGUGGGUGGUUAGCAUCGCCCUCCUGGCACCGCUGGCAUACGCCCUGCCGAACUGGAGGCACCUGCAGCUGGCCAUAUCCCUGUGCCAAGUUCCCGUAAUAUUUCUCAUUUGGUUUUCGUAUGAAUCCAUCCGAUGGUUGGUCCAGAGGGGAAGGGUGGAGGAAGCUGAGAAGAUCCUCCAGAGGAUCGCCAAGUCCAAGAACAUCUCUCACCCCGGCUACUUCCUCCUGGCCCAGCAAGACCCGGACCUGCAGAAUGGUAACCGGCUGGAAAAAAUCAAGGAGAACUCGAUCGAACUGGAAACCAAGACCACCCUUGAAAAGGAUCAGGAGCUGGUUAAUCCUCAACAGGAGAAGAGUAACCUGGACAAUUCAAAUCAACGACCACCAGCCUCUGUGAAGAAAAGAGCCACCAUCAUUGAUUUGUUCAAGACACGUACUCUGACCAUACGGGCGCUGAUCGUCUUCUACUGGUGGUUUGCCUGCAACGUGGUAUACUAUGGCUUCUUCAUCAACGCCGCCAAUCUUGUCGGGAACAAGUAUCUGAACUUCUUUCUAAUAUCUGUGACGGAGGCUCCUGCGUACAUUGUCAACUACUUAAUGAUGAAAAGAUUUGGUCGCCGUCGGCCACUCAUCUUUGUCUGUGUCAUAAGCGGGGUGACCUGUGUGAUAACUGGAUUGGUACCAAGUGAAACAGCUAGCGGGACUGACCUAACAGUAGUCAUCCUAGUUUUCGCGAUGUUGGGUAAACUCUUCUCAACGGCGGCUUUCGACAUCAUUUUUCUGAUGUCAGCUGAGGUGUUUCCCACUGUUUUGAGGAGUGCUGCGUUUGGUGCUUCGGCGAUGGUAGGGAAGGUUGGAGGUAUGGUGGCACCCUUUAUCGUCUACCUGAAUGUGAUCCACAAUUCCAUCCCAAUGAUCGUGUUCGGCGUGCUGUCUCUACUGGCCGGGCUGCUUGUCCUUCCUCUGCCUGAGACCAGCGACCGAACCCUGCCGGAGACGCUGGAUGACGGGGUCAAACUCACCAGCAAAGCCGGCCCACGGGAUGAGAAGUCGCCCGCUGACGUCUAGACAAUUCCGACCUUACCUCUGCUGGACGCAAUGUGAGAAGCUUGCGGACACACUGUAAAGUAACUUACUCUUUUAAAAAGAAAAGAGUGGCUCUGAGAGCAAACGAAGGUAUUGCAUUUUGAACAAAAUCAAUGAGGCAUAUAAAUUACACCGAGAUAUGAUCAUGAAAAUCUUGUAAUAACAUCAACAAUCCGACUUUCUGUACGCAACGUGAUGUUAAAUUUUAAUCUCUAAUGAGAUCUACGGAAUAUUGUGGCCGAUAUUUUCAUCUAAACACAUCUGGUUCUUCCGUCGCAGAACCCGAACUAGAAUAAGUCGAUUCACUGUUGCAUUCCGCAAACGUCCCUGAUGUUGUAAACUCUUAUUAAUGCAAAGUCGCGUUUAUCCUGUGACACUUGUCAAGUUGUGUGAUCACAACGGUUCGACAUUUAACCAUAAUAUUUAAGUGUUGUUAUGUGGAGUAUGGUGUUAUUAAAACCCGAGGAACGCAAAGCACGAUUACAAACAAAGCCGAUGGUGCUUUGCGGCCGGGUGGGGUUGUUACAAACGCUAUAUCCCACAUCUCAACGAUUGUUGUGUUAUAUCGUACAAAUAAGUACAAAAAGAUAAGGCUUGUAAAUUACUAUGCAAAUAUACAUUUAAAUAGUUGCAAUGUAACCUUGGAUACCUGCAAGCUCUCCUGCCAGAUAUGAGCUUGAGCGGUUGCAGUUCUUGCCUUUUAUAUAGGCGACUAUAGAGAGUGAAAGAUAAUUUAGAAAAUGCAACGCAGUGUACACGUACGUAUGAGGUACCUUAUAUUCAACGCCGUGUAUAUAAGCUAGUUUAUAUGCAACUCAAUGUAUAUUAGGUUAUUUAUAUGCAACGCAGGGUACAAGAAAUAAAACGUUAUUUUUAAAGACACGUUACCAUUCUAGAUCAAGGAAAUGACAAUAUCAAAGUUACAUGUGUAUACUAUUUUUAGUAAUAUGUUGAAAUGGAAUGCAUUUUGUAGUAGAAAUGAAGACAGGAUAAGGCUUGCAAAUCAGAUUAAGGAGAUUACUGCUAUGAGAGACAGCCAUACAAGGGAAUUCUUAUGUAGGGCCGAAGGUAAUGAUUUUUUUCGAGAGUUUUUGUGUACUGUUUAAAUGUACAUUUUGGUAUUCGUGCAUUUUUGUUUUUGUGUAAUUUGUAUAUGUGUAUACAAUUUGUAAUCCUUGUUUGUGUGUGCAUUUUAUGCGAAUAAAGAA
Messenger RNA from Patiria miniata (bat star), 3074 nucleotides. RefSeq names its product organic cation transporter protein-like. The record is from RefSeq and is a predicted model, not a curated record. Gene Ontology annotation, molecular function: transmembrane transporter activity. The coding region runs from base 148 to 1848 and encodes 566 amino acids. Gene Ontology annotation, cellular component: membrane. The transcript has 9 exons. Gene Ontology annotation, biological process: transmembrane transport. NCBI's taxonomy places the organism in Eukaryota, Metazoa, Echinodermata, Asteroidea, Valvatida, Asterinidae.